AUGGCUCUUCUCUUGAUCUUCAGCGUUUGGAAUGCAAUUACCGUCGUUUGCGUCAUUGUUGGCUACUACGUUAGUUGGGUGAUCUACUCGCGCACACUGCAUCCACUUGCAAAAGUCCCUGGACCUGUCUGGCCAGCGGUAUCGCGGACAUGGCUUAUGUACCGGAUGUACCAAGGCGACUUGGAGACACAUAUGCGCGCAAUACACAAUAGGUUCGUGUUGUGUUGUUGUGAGCACUGGAAAUACGGCUCGAUAGUGCGUACAACUCCAGACGAAGUUCAUGUGAGCGACCCAAAGGCCAUUCCCAUCAUCUAUCCUACCCAGCAACCUCUCAAGAAAACGGACUGGUACCUGAUAUAUAGACCGGUUACUCUUGGUCCUGGUCCAGAUCUAUUUACCGAUGAUGAUGCGAAGCACCACGCAGCUCACCGGCGAAUCGUGGGUUCAGUAUAUACGCUAAGCAGCAUGUUGAAAAAUGAGCGCGCUUUGGACGACUUGGUGAAGCUAUUUGGGGACAAGCUUGGCGGCUUGGCGGAUUGUCAAGAUGCAUUUGACUUUGGGCUAUGGCCGGAAAUGUUCUCGUUCGACGGUGUAGGUGCUGUAUUCUUCGGCUCACCGUUUGGCUUUCUAGAAACUAGUUCUGACUACGGUAACUACAUCGCCGCGGUACACACCGCCAUGCCACUAAACUCUGUCGUCGCUAUGGCGCCCUUGUGGAUUCGCAGAUAUCUACUCCAGGUAGGCGUUAUGAUCCCAAAGGUUCUCAAAGCGAUUAUUGCAACAGACGGCAUCCGACAAACUGCUGUCCGAAAGACGGGUGUUGCGCAAGAACGAACAUCGAAUGCGAACGCAAACCGCACUGACGUUCUGUCUCAAUUACUGUCUAUCAUGCGAGAGAAGAACGACUGCCUCACCAUUAAAGAGAUCCAUGUGGAGAUGUGGGCUGCUGUUAUCGCUGGUUCCGACAGUACCUCCGGUGCGCUUCACGGCACAAUCACCCAUCCUGUGCAAUACAACCAGGCUACUAAGAUACCAUACCUCAGAGCUGUGAUACAGGAGUCACUAAGGCUGUGUCCACCUUUUGCUCUCUUAGGUCAUCAUAUUCCUACUGCCUUCAAGGCCAAGGUCGGUAUGAAUGCAAUGGUCACACAAUUUGAUGAAACUGUCUUCGGCAAAGACGCGCGAGAGUUUCGUCCAGAACGAUGGCUUGAGAGCGAGGAGCGAUUUAGGCUCAUGGAAAAAUCGAUGCUUGUAUUUGGCGCAGGCACCAGAACCUGCAUCGGCAGGCAUCUCUCAAAUGCUGAGAUGUAUAAGUUGAUACCACACAUACUUCGUCAUUUUACUGUAGAGAUGGCACACGAUGGGCCGUGGAAGACGCAUAAUGCGACGUUCUUGCUUCAGAGCAACGUGAUUUGCAAGGUCAAACGGAGAUCAGUUGAGAACAGACCUUUGUAG
This is a messenger RNA of Alternaria alternata, 1455 nucleotides long. RefSeq names its product cytochrome P450. Gene Ontology annotation, molecular function: oxidoreductase activity, acting on paired donors, with incorporation or reduction of molecular oxygen; monooxygenase activity; heme binding. The transcript has 8 exons. NCBI's taxonomy places the organism in Eukaryota, Fungi, Ascomycota, Dothideomycetes, Pleosporales, Pleosporaceae. The record is from RefSeq and is a predicted model, not a curated record. Bases 1 to 1455 code for a protein of 484 amino acids.